UUUUUCCAAUUUUUUAAAAGAAUAUUUAAUACUUAUUACUUAAUAGGAAUAGCAAUCAUUAGAAAACUGUCCAAACACUGAGUAUGGUAUUUAUAUUGUUUAUAAUAAUUACAGUAUAUGUAUAAAAUAGGGGUUUUGAAAAGUUUGUACGAUGGAAAAUAAUGAACAUUCAGAGCGUUUAAGCCCUAUCACUGUCCAAGAAGUAGAUGUAGAUUUUUUACCGAUUGUUUACGAAAUAAUACGAAGUGUAGAACGGGAAUUUAUCGAUAAUUCGAUUAAGGUUCAAGAAUCGCAGGGUUGCAGUCUUAAAGUAUUAGAUUUACAAAAGAAAUUGGAUUACGCACGUUCUCAGAUCAAACGAUUACCAGGUAUUGAAUUUAAUAAACAGGAUCAGUUGAAGCAAUUUGAAAUACUUCAGACUCAACUACAGCUGAAGAGAGAAUUACUUCAAAAGUAUCGUAAUAUGUGCUCAUUUGAAACCUCAUUCAAGUGAAUCACUAUGCCUCUUCGAGCAAUACUUAGAUAUUUAGCUAAUAAUGAAAGACUAGUACAGAAAAUUGCCGAAUCUUAUCCAGUGAGACGAGCUGCACAACUAGCAGUCUCAGCAUUUUUCAAAAGUAAGGAGAAGCUUU
Molecule: messenger RNA, 632 nt
Organism: Pieris brassicae (large cabbage white)
Lineage: Eukaryota; Metazoa; Arthropoda; Insecta; Lepidoptera; Pieridae
Gene: MED9
Product: mediator of RNA polymerase II transcription subunit 9
Exons: 3
Coding region: 152-493 (113 amino acids)
Biological process (GO): regulation of transcription by RNA polymerase II
Cellular component (GO): mediator complex
Molecular function (GO): transcription coregulator activity
Source: RefSeq, a predicted model, not a curated record